CUACUUCACUUUAUAAUUGCAGGGAUAUAUAUGUACUUCACGGUAGCAUACAAAUAGCUGAAAUGUUCUUUUAAAAAUAGUGUUUUGGAGCUGCAAGCUGUAUCACCUAUAUAGCUUACAAACUGCAUAGGAAACUAUGGCGUCUGGCUCUGUUACGUCAUAUACAAGAGUGAGUAUAGUGGGAGACGAAUUUAGGAUGUAAUUCACAACGACUUAAACUUACCAUCUAUUUGUUCCUGUGAGAGGUGCUCCAUCUGUAAUAUAACCAAUCGAGAGAUAUCAACUUAGACCAAGUCAGGUUCACCAUCUUUAUCUUCAAAUACGUCACACUAACUUUGAAGUAAACCAAACUUUGGCAUCAGAAUCGCUGCCAGUUUGAUUGACGUACACAAACCCCUCGCCUGUCCAUCUACAAUGUCUGUGAAAGAAUAACAAUAGAUGUGGAUUUAAUUACGGCUGACUGGAAACGAGACACGGCCGCACAAAGAAUCGGUCACAACUCUAUAGGAUAAUUAAAACAAUGAUCAGUCCUUAUAAAACAAUUCACAUAUUGCUUAUUCCGUGGAUUAAAACACUACCAAACCAUGCAUAAAGUCUGAUUCCGUUAGAUAUCAAAACAACUAUAGUGUAGUACUGAGCCAACAUACUGAAGAAUAACACCGCUUAGGACUACCUGUAUUAUAAUCCAUUCUGGCCCCAUGUAGGCAAAUACAGCGACUUCCUUAAAAAUGUCACAGACGUCUGAACAAGUAGAAGAUGAGAUCGACCUAACACCGGAUCAGAUAGCAGAAUUCCAAGAGGCUUUUAGCCUUUUUGACAAAGAUGGCGAUGGAACAGUUUCCGCAAAGGAACUUGGAACGGUUAUGAAGGCACUGGGCCAGAACCCGUCAGACGCCGAACUACAGGAAAUGAUCAAGGAAGUGGAUACUGAUGGUAAUGGUACGAUAGAGUUCGAUGAGUUCUUACAAAUGAUGGUGAAGAAAAUGAAGGACUCUGAUAGUGAGCAGGAGAUAAAAGAGGCGUUCCGAGUGUUCGAUAAGGACGGUAAUGGCUUCAUAAGCGGAGAAGAGCUCCGUCUCGUUAUGGCUUGUCUUGGAGAGAAAUUGUCUGACGAAGAAGUAGAGGAAAUGAUUAGUGAGGCUGACCUCGACGGAGAUGGUCUGAUCAACUAUGAUGAAUUUCUGGCAAUGAUGUCGAAGAGUUGAUACCUUAUAAAAACGAGAAUAAAGUGUGUAUGUACCAGGACUGGAGGAUACUGCAGUCAUUGUGAAAUGUGUGUGCGAAUGGAAACCCUUACUCUUCAAAUCAUGUUUGUGCAUCUUUAAAGUGGAUCAUUACCCUUCGUCGCCUCAACUUUUACUACUAUCUCUGACAUUCUACGCAAACAUAUGCCAAAUGGAUACUAAUUCCAGAGUUAUCGAGGUAGUUUAAAAACUAAGCACCUUACUUAAAUACUCUUUACAUAUUUUAUCUACGUUUCUAAAAGUAUGUGCAAGCUUUAAUGUCUUUUGUGACGCAUGUCAGAAUUUAUUUUUGACAAAAUGGCGCCACAUGACAUUAUCAAUAAGGAUGAUGUGGAUCCAUGUAUAUGAGAGUAAUUGAAUAAGAUGCGGUUGCUCCACUUUUUAGCGAUGUACGCUGCAAAGUAACUUGAUCAUACAUCUGUAUGGAAUGUUCGACCUGCGCCAAGCACUUUCUAAAUUUUCUAUACACGUGUUCAGUGAAGGAAUCAUUAUGAUUUCAUUUCUUCGACACGUGGUAGGGUUGGCAUGCCAAAAUCCAUUACAUAAAUUCUAAUCGGUUUAAACGCCAAUAGAUUGAUAUUUCACAUGAUGUUACUGUAGAAAAACACAAAUUCAAUUUAGAUAACAAUUAUUUUUAUUUAAAGUUACAUGUAGGAAAGUGUAUAUAGUAUCCAAUGUAUUGUGCGUAGAAGCUGCAAUGAAGAAAAUCAAUAUUGCAUAGAUAAGUAAAGAAAGUGACGUAAUAAAUAUAUUCCAACGCCACUGUUGCCAAUAUAACAGACGUAAUGACGUCACGUAUUAUGACCAUGAAAUGAUGACAAUACAUUUUGUACUAUUCAUAAAUCUUAUUAGACGAAAUAUCAUGCUUACAUUGAAAUUAAGAAAUUGCAAAUUUUUUCAAUUUAAUUUGAUCAAUGCAUCAUCAAACAAACCGAAAAGUAAAAGCUUGAUACUGCUUUUUUCAUGAAUAUACUACCAAGCAUCAUUGAGUUAUUUAGGUACAAAAUGAAACAUGAAAACAUGGAUAUUCGUUCAAAAAUCGAUAGUCUUCUAAACAUUUCACUCACGUAUGUGUGCAAAUUUCAAUAUCAAGAUUCAGAUCAAAUUCAAUAGGCUGGUGGAAGGUAAUAAAAUCAAAUAUAGAUUACAAUGAACACAACGUACAAAAGAAAGAUGAUAACCAUAUUGCCUGUCUGAAGAAAUAUUGGCAUCUACUAAAUCUUUCAUUCCAAUAUCCUCAAGCUUGAAUGCAGUUUAUUAUACAAUGGUUAACGUGUAUUCCAAGUGUCUGAUGUAUUUGAUAAAUCUUCAAUAUCAUAAUCUUUUAUUACUUUUCUAAUCGCUUAUUAUUAUAUUUUGCAAUGUGCUACGCUAGCAAAUAAUCUAUUUUCUCAUUAAAUCACCAGCGUCUUUAUAAAAUAAGUCCAUUUCCUGUAGAAAUAGUGAAUGCACAAGAACACCUGUCUGUAAAUAGAAUUGUAGAUAUUGAGAAAGUGAUUUGUUAAUAUGGUCCAUGUAAGGAUAACAAAAAUAAAAAUACACACAAUCAAUGCACAUUUUGUAAAUUUAAAGAAAACUGAGAAUUGCUAGUUCAUCACAGUAAUUCAAAGAUAAAGCCAAAUGUCAGCUGCAUCUGUUUCACAAAAUCAUGACAGGUAAUACGCAGGUCACUUGAAAUAUUUGACACUUAAUUAACUUUGGUUAAAAAUAGAUGAAGAACGAAAUUUAAACAAAUGAUAAGAAUUCAUGUAUUGCAUUUUAUUGGUUCGAUGAUUUCAGGUGUGGUAUUGUAUAAAUAUGAAUAGGCAUGUACUUAGAAUGCGGGAAUCUAUAUGCCCAGUUGAUGUGCAGGGUUUUCUCCCUUACAUGGUAGUGUUGGAUGUCAUAGUAAGUUAUCUAUGAUAACAUUCAUAUUUGUACAAUACACUAAUGUAAUAUAAUGAACAACAUUAAUGUUUUGGUUAAGAGGGAAGUUAUGAAAAUUUUAUUUCUACCAGCCAUGUUGUGUGAAAAAAAUCAUCAAUAUCCGGAUGGAGCUCACGCAGAAAAUAUCUUUAUCUGAAGUUGGGAUUUGUAGAAAACAUAUCGACACAACACUUUGAAUGCCUUUGAUAUUUAUCUAACACGUGCACUGGAAUAUACCUUAUAUGUUAAAUGAAUAAAAGAAUACACACGAAGUAAAUGAUAGUUUCAAUUUAACUUGAAUAAUUAUCUACCAUUGAAUGAGCGUAACGAAAAUCGAAAUAAAAAACUCAAAAAAAAAACAAAAAAAAAACGUAGAUUGAUCUGUGAUUAAAAAAGGGGAAUCUCAUAUCAUAUUUCAAUUAAGGAUGCAUGCUACAUAAUACAUGCAAUUUUUGUUACCUUAUAUAUAUGAACUACAGUUCUUACAACCUUCGAUUUAAUGUCUGAUUUUUUAUCUUUUGAGGAUGUUCUAAUUUUAUCACUUUAAGAAGUCGUUUCGUUAAUGAUUUACCGGAUUAAACGUAUUAGUUUAUUAAAAAAUAGGGUACAUGCAUAUGCAUCACACCAUUAUGUAAAGUGUUUAACCUGAAUAACACAAUGAUAGGCACAAAUGAGUGACAGUUGUUAUAUAUGUAUAGAUAUUUAUUAAUUUAACUUAUUUCUUCAACUUGUAUAUAUAUAUAUGUUUGUUUGUUUGUUUGUUUGUGAAAUUGAAUUCCGCAUAUGAUGGAAGUAUGACUGUUGAUGUGCUUUGAAGGUCGUCGUUGUAUUGUAUGAUAAUAUUUAUAUAUAA
Molecule: messenger RNA, 4002 nt
Organism: Ylistrum balloti
Lineage: Eukaryota; Metazoa; Mollusca; Bivalvia; Pectinida; Pectinidae
Product: calmodulin-A-like
Exons: 6
Coding region: 729-1205 (158 amino acids)
Molecular function (GO): enzyme regulator activity; calcium ion binding
Source: RefSeq, a predicted model, not a curated record